AUGGACGCCGCUCGCAAGUUAUUCAAUUCCGGAACUGAGUCUGACUUCCUCGCAGCACUAGCCCUCUAUCCUGCUUUGUCAAGAGCGGUUUACGAGGCGAAGGGUCAAAAUGUGCUGCAGCUAGAUGCUGACAACGAGUUCUCAGUGCGAACAAGGUCGUCUUCAGAAGUAUUGACGGUGGUACCUACUCGUCAAGUUCUAUCCUUGGUGGUCCAGUGGAAAUUGCGUCGAGGCACGUUCAGACCCGGCUUACUACAGAAGGCGGAAAGCAAUACCGAUGCAAAAUUGGCCGAUGCGUGGCGAAAGGCGGCGAAGGCGAUGCUCGAUGAAAGAGGGAAAACACCAGGCGAAGAAGCGGAGAAUAAGGAGCGGAGAACGGUAAUUAAGGACGCACUAUUUCUGAGACUGUCUGAGUACGCGUUGGGUCAUUUUGAUGCUAAAAUUGAAGGCCCGUGGGUUUGCUCCUCCACUGCCAAUGAAUUUCGUCGUCAUCAGUAGGAGUCAGAAUGUAAUUUUUCGUGCACGGGUGUGUGAUUCAUCUGAUUCUUCACAUCUUCAUUACGUUUCUUUCAACUACCGCACCUUCAGGCUGUCGCCCUUGCAGGAAUUAAAGCCAUUGACAAGGAGCUGUUCGGCGUUGGUCCCGCAACGGCUUCCGUUUUGCUGGCCAGAGUGCUACCUGAAUUCGUAGCCGUCAUGUCGGACGAAGCGCUUUUGGCUAGUGGUCUCUUCGACUCAAAGGGAGCACUCAAGUAUGACGCAAAAACCUUCUCAAAGUUAAAUAUUCUGCUACUCGAAAAGGCUCAAGAGCUCACCAAAUCUGGCGGGAAGAAGACAACAUGGGUUGUAGAUGAUGUGCAACGAGCCUUGUGGGCUGCGUUCCGAGCGGAUGGCGUGGCGGGGGCAGACACCACAACAAGUCAGAAGAACUUGAACGCAGGAGAAGCCCUACUUUAUAAAGGAACUUGCCCGAGAAGUGAUGAGGAUUUCCUUGCAAGAUUCGGUCUCAAACUCAGAGACGUGCCUGCACAAGGGGAUAAGGACACUGGGAAAAAGUCACCGAAGGCAAAAACUGAAGCUAAGGUCGCAAAAGCAGCCGGAAAGACUGCUUCGAGAGCAAAGCCGAAAGCGAAAGACGGAGUUUCAAAAGUUGCGGUACCAGCAAAGAAAGUAAAAAAAUGAUCGGCGAUUUUGACGUCCAAGGAACCUGAAAAGUGAAGAACAAGCUCUGAAAAGAUCAUCGUCUUCAUGAUAUUGAUUUUGAUAUUCAUUUACCAGAAU
Molecule: messenger RNA, 1281 nt
Organism: Amoebophrya sp. A25
Lineage: Eukaryota; Dinophyceae; Syndiniales; Amoebophryaceae
Source: the annotation of a GenBank genome assembly